UAGAGAGUAGUUGCUAGGCAACCGGAUCUGCGUUUGCUUCCGCUCUCUUCGUCUCCAUGGCUGAACGAGGUUUGAAUAAAAGGGCUCAGUCCGCCGGUUCACAGAAACAGAGACGUCCAUCCGCCAGCUCGACCAGUGAGAGGUCUAAGAGAGCUGAUGUAAGAUCCCAGGUCCAAUCUGCAUCUGUUCCCCCCAAAAAGCUGACGGGUGAGCAAAGAGGUUGUCACCUGCUUGCUCAGGAAGAAAAAUACAAACUCUUAAAUGCAGAGCUAGAGGUCAAAACAACAGAGCUAGUAAAGCAGGCAGAGCAGCUCAUGAGAGAACAGAGUAAAGUUCCGUCAAAGCCGUUAUCCACCCUCCUGAUUUCAGACAAUGAAGAUGAAGAGGAUUCAAGAAUAUCACGCAUCCUGCGUCCUGGAACAAAAGGAAAAAAGUCUGACUGUAAAAGAGUAAGCCUGUCUCGUGCAGAUGAGUCCGCAGAUGUUGAAGAUGGGGAUUUAUUUCUAGAAAAAUUGAUUCGUGGUAUGGAGGAGAAGAUGAAAGACACUGACAUUCAUGACAUUGUUGGGGACGACCAUGAUGUACUUAAUGCUGGAGACAAUGUUGGAUCAGCCGUUUCAGAAGCUCAGAUGCGGGUUCUCAAUGCAAAGCUACGGAUCAUGCACGAAGAACUGGAUCAACUCUCGCGUGAAUGUUACAGGAAGGAUAAUCAAAAUGCUGAACUCAGUGCAAAGAUUAAGGAGAUGGAGGUGGACCGAGCCAAAGGACAGAAGACCACAAGCGCUCAGCAAAAACAGAUUGAGAAGCACAGAGCUUUAGCAGAGGAGUCAACCAAAAAAUGUGAUGAUCUUCAACUGCAAGUGUCUGGAUUGAAAAAGGAAAUAGAAAAUCUGAAUAGGUCCAACAAACAAGCAGGAGCCGUGCACAGCGCCGCAGAGGUUCGUCUGAACAGAGCUCUGGAGGAGGUGGAGAGGUUAAAGACUCAGCUCAACCAGAUGAAACAGACUAAUAAGGACAACAUAAGCACGGACAAUCAGAGCAAAGAAAAUCUACUUGCUGAAAACAAAAUGCUGAAAAAGCAGAAAGCAGAACUCGUUGUUGGUUUCAAGAAGCAGCUCAAACUGAUUGACAUUCUCAAAAGGCAAAAGAUGCAUUUUGAGGCUGCCAAGCUGCUGUCGUUCACGGAAGACGAGUUCCUGAAAGCUCUGGACUGGGGGAAGUCGUAAACACUGACAGACUCAGCAUAUCAUUUUGUUCAAGGUGUCGAGAUCAAUAUUAUACAUUUCUAAAUAAAUUCCUGUGUGA
Molecule: messenger RNA, 1305 nt
Organism: Platichthys flesus (European flounder)
Lineage: Eukaryota; Metazoa; Chordata; Actinopteri; Pleuronectiformes; Pleuronectidae
Gene: tex9
Product: testis expressed 9
Exons: 11
Coding region: 57-1226 (389 amino acids)
Source: RefSeq, a predicted model, not a curated record